This is a messenger RNA of Xiphias gladius (swordfish), 6879 nucleotides long. It is a transcript of the gene pdgfra, whose product is annotated as platelet-derived growth factor receptor, alpha polypeptide. Gene Ontology annotation, biological process: positive regulation of kinase activity; platelet-derived growth factor receptor signaling pathway; protein phosphorylation. Gene Ontology annotation, cellular component: signaling receptor complex. The coding region runs from base 618 to 5054 and encodes 1478 amino acids. The transcript is spliced from 30 exons. Gene Ontology annotation, molecular function: platelet-derived growth factor alpha-receptor activity; platelet-derived growth factor binding; ATP binding. The record is from RefSeq and is a predicted model, not a curated record. NCBI's taxonomy places the organism in Eukaryota, Metazoa, Chordata, Actinopteri, Istiophoriformes, Xiphiidae.
CGUGGAUGCGGACAGAGGGUCGCACAUAUGCUCUCACAGCGCAGGAUCUCUGAGGAUUAUAGCCGCUGCAAAGGACCCUUACUGCGCCUUUUGGAGCGACCAAUUCACUGUGGAUAUACUUACACGAAAGGAAUAUAAAGAGGGGAUUACUCAAAGUUAAACAAAAACAAAAACUCUGGACAAGCGAGUGGACAAACUGGAGACGAUGGGACCCGAGGAGGCUUGAUGCCACCAAAAGGUGGACUGUGCCGCCCUCUACCGACCGUCCUCAUGUUCACUUGGGGCGCAGCAGCGAGACGAGGGGAGUCUGUAAUCCAGAUCCCGUCCAACAUCCCGUGGACCUUCAACUCUGGGGAAUCAGCAGUCUUGUUAUCGUGACCCUCAUUUUACUAAAAAACGAUGAGCGUAAUCCUUGUGAUAAAUCUCGGAUCGGCGCCGUUUCAGCCCCGAGGGGGGAUGCGGGGGACCACAAGCCGUUAGAGCUGCUGUUAAACUCUCCAGGUCCCUCCGCAAAUCUUCACGGGACCAUUGUGAGUCUCCGGAGUCGGUGUGACUGCACAUGUGCUGGGACUGACAGGACAUUGAGAACGUCAAUAAGCCGUUGAUUUAUUGCUUAAAUGGCCAGAACAUCCAUAGUCAUGGAUGGGGUGAAGACGAAUCUGGUCUUUGGGGGUAUCUUGGUGGUGCUGGUCUCAGUUACCUGCGGACUGUCGCCACCGACCAUCGUGUCCAAUGAAGAGGAGUUCAUCCUGCAGCCCGACUCCGUGUUCAACAUAAGCUGCACCGGCAAAAGAAACGUGGUUUGGGUGGAACCGCUGCCGGAAAACACCUUCGUCUACCCGGGAUUCUACACGGCGACGCUCUUCAUUUACAACGCAACGGUGGAAAACACCGGCUACUACACGUGUGUCUACGAAACCCAGGAAGGUGAAGCGGAGGGCGAGCCGGAAGAAGAGAAUGAGGCGGGAAUAUACGUCUUCGUGCCAGAUCCCCAUGCCCCAUUUGUUCCCGAAAACCCUGGUAACUUGGUAGUCCCCAUGGACUCGACCGGAGUCCCCAUCUCCUGCCGUGUGUCUGACCCUUACUCAGUCGUCAUCCUGAGGAGCGUCCCCAGCGGAGAUGAGAUGCCUGCCUACUACGACAACAAGAUGGGCUUCUUCGGGAACCUCUCUCCUGGGCAGUACCAGUGUGAAACCACUGCGAAUGGCCAUGCAGUCAGAAGUGUUAUUUACACUGUUAAAAUUGAGGCCCCUGCGGAUGUGGAGGAUUUUAAUGUGGAAGUAAAAGCCAGUGAGGAAAAUGUGAGAGCUGGUCAACCUUUCAACGUCACCUGUGUCACUCCCAGUGGGCUUGGCUUUCAGCAGCAGUGGCUCCAUCCUAAAAAACAGGCUGUGGGCGCAGUUCAGAUGAAACAGACUUUUCCUGACUGGGUCAUCUACACCCUCAGCAUCCCCCAAGCCACCUCUCAGGACAAUGGCAUCUACGAGUGCUCCAUCACUCACGAAAUCAGCAGGGAGGUCAGAGUCGGCAGUGUGGCUGUCACUGUCUUCGAUGAGAAUUCCUUUGUGGCACUGGACCACAGUGGGAUUCUAGCGAUGGAGUUUGUCAGCCUUUUGGAGGAGACAGAGUUUAGUAUUCUCAUUGAUGCCUACCCAGCCCCCAAAGUGACAUGGCUGAAAGAUGGCAAAGCCAUACCACGGAACUACUAUGUCCUCACCAAAACAAGCCACCUUGAAGGGAAUCGGUAUGAAAGCAUUCUGAUAUUACGGCAGCCUCUGGAGAAAGACAAUGGGAAUUAUACCAUUACAGCCCUUAGCGGCUCUCACACUGCUCAGUUCUCCUUUACCCUCAAAGUGAAAGCCCCCAACGCAGUGAUGUUCCCACCAUCCUCAGCCCCUGUGCUGCUGCCACAGAUAGAUGAGAUGGCAGUGCCCCUCCACACUCCUUUCACCUUGACCUGCCGCGGUGAGGCAAAACUGGCCUGGGAGACACCGCUCGAUGCGCUUGAGCAAACGCAGGAGGACAACAGCGGCCUGUUUGUCACCACCAUCACUGUGGAUAGUGCCACUGCAAUGCACACUGGCUACUACACAUGCUUCUACAGCAGAAAUACCACUGAGGAGAUAGAGAAGAGCAGCAUCUACAUCUAUGUGCCAGAUCCAGAUGUUCCCUUUGUGCCAUCACCGGUGCCUUUUGGUAACCAUGUCCUGUCCGUCCACGAGGAGAUGGAGAUCCAGUGUCGAGUGUCUGACCCCACUGCUAACGUGACCCUGAUUAACGUUGACACCCAGCAGCCUGUGCCUAGUGUUUAUGACAGCAAGAGGGGCGCUUUGGGAGUGUUCACUGCUGGGACCUAUGUUUGUAAGGCCUUCAUAAACGGAGAAGAACACUACAGUGGGGAAUACAUCGUCCACGGCUGGGCAGGUGGUGCUGCGCUACAUGUUGAGCUGACGGCCAAGCGGACUGCUCUGCUGGUGGGAGAAACCAUCACGGUCACCUGUCUGGCUCGGGGAUCUGAGAUUCUGGAAGACCACUGGAAAUACCCUGGCAAACUGGCUAAUCAUGCUAUCAAAACAGUACAUGAGAAUAAAAGGGACCAGGAGAUCCUUUACACCCUGACGAUCCCGCAGGCUUCAACCAAAGACAGCGGCAUCUACUCUUGCUCCAUCACUGAUAUUAUUAGUAAUGAGAGCCAGACAAAGGAACUAGCUAUUACAGUUUUUGCAAGUGAGUUUAUGUCCAUCCAGCCACAGUUCAGAGAAUAUGAGUCAGCAGACCUGGAUGAAGUCCGGGAGUUUAGGGCCGAAAUCAAGUCCUUCCCAAUUGCUCGCAUCACAUGGCUCAAAGAUGGAAUACCGCUUAGCGAUGUGACAGCGGAGAUCUCCACCAGCCUCCGGCAGCUCAGUGAGACCAGCUACAUGAGUGUUCUCACCCUGAUCCGGGCCAAAGAGGGGGACAGCGGGAACUACACCAUCCGAGUGGAGAAUGGAAAUCAAAGUCAGGAAGUUGGCUUAAUCCUGGAGGUCAAAGUGCCUGCGGUCAUUGUGGAGCUGAUGGACAUCCACCAUGGCUCAGCCACAGGCCAGUCUGUGGUGUGCAUUACUAGAGGGCAGCCCACUCCUGUGGUGGAGUGGUUCAUCUGCAAGAACAUCAAACAUUGUGCCAAUGACUCGUCAUCCUGGGCCCCCCUCCCCACCAACUCCACACAGAUCACAGUGGACUCCCACAUCGACGAGGACAAUAACCUGGAGAGCCAGGUCAUGUUUGGUCAACUGGAAAACACUUUGGCGGUCCGCUGCAUGGCCAGGAACGAAAUGGCUGCCGUCAGUAGGGAGAUCAAACUGGUGUCCAAUGGCCCUCACCCUGAGCUGACUGUAGCUGCUGCUGUGCUGGUGCUCCUGGUCAUUGUCAUCAUCUCACUCAUUGUCUUGGUUGUUAUCUGGAAACAGAAACCACGAUACGAGAUCCGCUGGAGGGUCAUAGAGUCUGUGAGUCCAGAUGGCCAUGAGUACAUCUAUGUGGAUCCCAUGCAGCUUCCCUAUGACUCCAGAUGGGAGUUCCCCCGUGACAGACUUGUGCUCGGUCGUAUCCUGGGUUCUGGAGCCUUUGGGAAGGUAGUAGAGGGCACCGCCUAUGGACUCAGCCGCUCCCAACCUGUCAUGAAGGUGGCAGUUAAGAUGCUGAAACCCACAGCACGCUCCAGCGAGAAACAAGCCCUGAUGUCUGAACUGAAGAUUAUGACUCAUCUUGGACCUCAUCUUAACAUUGUUAACCUCCUGGGAGCAUGCACCAAGUCAGGCCCUAUCUACAUUAUCACAGAGUACUGCUUCUACGGGGACCUGGUCAACUACCUGCACAAGAACAGGGAGAACUUCCUGAGCCUCAACCCAGAGAAAAAUAAAAAAGAGCUGGAUAUCUUUGGAAUUAACCCUGCAGACGAGAGCAGCAGGAGCUAUGUGAUCCUGUCCUUUGAGAGCAAAGGCGACUACAUGGAUAUGAAGCAGGCUGACAACACUCAGUACGUGCCCAUGCUGGAGAUGAGCAAUGCCUCCAAGUACUCAGACAUCCAGAGGUCCAACUACGACCACCCACCCUCGCCGAAAGGCUCAAGUGAGGGCGAGAUGGACAACCUGCUGUCGGAUGACAUGAACGAGGGCCUCACCACCACCGACCUGCUCAGCUUUACCUACCAGGUGGCCAAAGGCAUGGAGUUCCUGGCUUCCAAAAAUUGUGUGCAUCGGGACCUCGCAGCCAGGAAUGUCCUCCUCUCUCAGGGCAAGAUAGUGAAGAUCUGUGACUUUGGGCUGGCCAGAGACAUCAUGCAUGACAACAAUUAUGUCUCCAAAGGGAGCACUUUUCUGCCAGUGAAGUGGAUGGCACCAGAGAGUAUUUUUGACAACCUGUACACCACUCUCAGUGAUGUUUGGUCCUAUGGCAUCCUCCUCUGGGAGAUAUUCUCCUUAGGUGGCACACCAUACCCAGGGAUGGUCGUGGACUCAAGCUUCUACAACAAGAUCAAGAGUGGAUACAGGAUGUCCAAACCCGAACAUGCACCUCAUGACGUGUAUGAGAUGAUGAUGAAGUGCUGGAACAGUGAGCCGGAGAAGAGGCCUUCUUUCCUGGGUCUGAGUGAGAAUGUAGCUUCUUUGCUGCCCUCCAGCUACAAGAGGCAUUAUGAGAAGGUAAACCACGAGUUCCUGAAGAGUGACCACCCCGCCGUGACUCGUGUGUGCAUGGAAAACGAUGAUGCCUACAUCGGCAUCACCUACAAGAACCAGGGCAAGCUGAAGGACAGGGAAAGCGGCUUCGACGAGCAGCGGCUGAGCUCCGACAGCGGUUACAUUAUUCCCCUCCCUGACCUGGACCCUACAUCUGAUGAUGAUUAUGGAAAGAGGAACAGACACAGCUCUCAGACAUCUGAGGAGAGCGCCAUCGAGACAGGUUCUAGCAGCUCCACUUACGCUAAGCGCGAGGGUGAGACCCUGGAGGACAUCACGUUGCUGGAUGAGAUGUGUCUGGACUGUAGUGACCUGGUAGAGGACAGCUUUCUGUGACAACUGCCCAGCCUGUAGAGCGGGGGCAGCAAGGAAAAGGGGUGUAAGGACAAGAGGAACUUGAGAAAGAUUUCUACAUCAUCCAAAGACUCUGCUGUCUACCCUCUAACCCCGCCACUCCUCCUCCGUGAUCGCCCUUUCAGAGGACAGAACAAAACCACUUCACUGUCUGGAUGGGUCUGUGGUGAUAGUAUGGUACGCCCUUUACUUCUCCCUGGACAGUGCCCCCUGCCGGGCUGGAGGAGUGAGUGAGCAUUGACAAAAUCAUGACAUUGAGCACUCAAAAGAACCGCAGCCAGAACCCAAGUCUGUGAGCUGAAAGUAUCUAGAUAAAAAAAGAUGGUCUUUUUAAUUUGCAGGGCUUUAUUCUAUCGGGCAUUCUUUUAACAGCAAUAUAAGCAAGAAGGGACAAAUCAAACACGUUGGUCAGAAACUCUAAAUGAACAAACACCACAGGAUCUCAUUCAUAUGAUAUAUAUUUAACCACUACAGAUGCACUAUUUAAACUAGAUGAGUCCAAUACUAGCAACAGCAUUGGCAGGUAAACUCACCCCACACUCACCUGCAGCAAGAGAAGCACCUGAUGCUGGCACAAUCAGUAGCAGUACGUGGAUUUAAAAGCACAAAAUCUGGACUAUGUGCAUUUUUUUUUGUAUAUGACCAUAUAAUGUUUUCAGUGGUUAAAUACUUGCAGUAAUUCAAAUUUAUUUUUUUACUUCAUCAAUGUAAACAAAUGUAUUAUUUGUGAAUACCGAGUAGAUAUUGACCAUAGCUGUUUGAAUUGUUAUGACAAUAGAGCUUCUGAGUCGCAUGUGUCUUUGCAGUGUAUCACCUUUUGCCCUGAUCCAACGUAAUAUUCUCAAAUUUCAUCCCUGCCAAGAUCUCAGUCAUAUUUGUGAUAUGGGCGUAGAUAAACAAAGUGAAGUAUGAUUGUAUUGUAAAUAGCUCCAGAGUUGUUUUAUAAGAGAGAAUUAUUGGGAUUACACUCAAGUUUUUUAUAUAAGCACGUUAAGCUUCUGCACCCUUAUCCACCUCGGUGAGGCCAAUGCUUUUAACGGGUACGUUACAGCCAAGGAAAUAUAACACAGUUUGCUCAUUGAAGACAUUCGCCAUUAUAGUGGACAGCAUAGAUUCUUUGACAAUAUUUGUGGAUUAGAAAAUUGCAUGAGAAAUAUUUCGUUUCCAGCCAUGCCAUACAUUAUGUGUGUGAUGCAUGGCAUGGGAAGUAUUAGUCAGUUUAGCCAUCACAAAUAUAGGAAAAAAUAAAAAGGGAUAAAAAAAAAAAAAACUAAUUUCAUCAUGUCAGUAUACAUGAUAGGAAGCCCAAAAAAUAAUUAGAUCCAAUAGCCGUGCUUUACUAGCAAGUUAUGUCCUCUAGUCUCAUAUUUUAUCUAUUGUCCUGAAGUCUAUUAGCAGGUUCUAGUUAUACUAAGACACUAGAUGAACUAGAGAUUUGUGUUGAUCUGAUGUCAUACAUCAGUUAUGUGUAGACUCUUUGUAAUCCUCCGUAUUUUCCAGCUACUGUUACAGCUAUGCCACUGCCUCUGUCUUUUGACUGUGAUAUAAACUGCAAUCAGAUGUUGCACUUUCCUGUUUUUUUUCAUUUUGUUUUUGAUAUUGCAGACGAGUUAGCCGGGCCGAAAAAAAAAAAAAAAAGGAGAAAAGUCUUACUUUGGCUUUAUACGUUUAAAGCAGCGUGGAUGUGAAUGUUUGUGCCGCAGAUGAGUGACAUUUUGUUGACGGUACAGAAUCUGUAAUUAUAGGUAAUCACACCCAAUAUGAUGAUUUAAUACUAUGUUUCAUUAUUUUACAUCAUGUACAUUCA